Molecule: messenger RNA, 3182 nt
Organism: Salvelinus fontinalis (brook trout)
Lineage: Eukaryota; Metazoa; Chordata; Actinopteri; Salmoniformes; Salmonidae
Product: mitotic checkpoint serine/threonine-protein kinase BUB1 beta-like
Exons: 23
Coding region: 119-3013 (964 amino acids)
Biological process (GO): mitotic spindle assembly checkpoint signaling; meiotic sister chromatid cohesion, centromeric
Molecular function (GO): protein kinase activity
Source: RefSeq, a predicted model, not a curated record
UAAUCCAAUCGCUUUCGUCCUUUGCUGGCGGUUCAUUUUAAAUGUGUGAAAAGCACAGACGUAACCAGCUAUAGCCAACUUUUGCAUUUCAAGAUUUGAGAAGAGAAGCGUUGUGGUUAUGGCCCAGGUGGAGGCAGAACGGGAGCUGUUUAAAGAGAACAUCCAGCCAUUGAGAGAGGGAUUGGCUGUGACUGGUCUGCACCUCAGCCACCAAGAGGGAUCCAGCCAUGCAGCUAUCCAGCAACAGAGACAAGCGUUUGAAUUGGAACUCCGUAUGUACACUGGAGAUGAUCCACUUGAUAUCUGGGAUAGGUACCUAAAAUGGACACUCAAGACCUACCCCCAGGGUAGUAAAGAGAGCAGUCUUACGGCCAUGCUGGAGAGGGCUGUGCAGCUCUUUGCUCAUGACAAGAAAUACUACGAUGACCCCCGUUACAUCAACCUCUGGAUCAAUUUGGCCCAGAACAGCAUGGAGCCCCUGGAAAUGUUCAGCUACAUGCAGGACAACGGCAUCGGACUCACUCGGGCUGACCUUUACAUUACCUGGGCGGAGGAGUUCGAGAAGCACGGCAACUUCCAGAAGGCAGACGCCAUCUUCCAAGAGGGACUUAAGUGCGGAGCCCAGCCCAUGGAUAAACUUCAGCAAUAUCAUAAUGGUUUCCAGGCCAGGGUGGCCCAUCAGGCUAUGUCUGCAACUGAGGAACCAGAACCAGCAAGAACCAGUAUGGUAGAUCUGAGACCACGGGGGAGGAAGAAGGAUGUCGCACCAGUCAAUCGAACAGAGGCUGCAGGACACUCUCGAAGGCUGAACUUGCAGUUGCCCAGACGGUCCGCUCGCCACAUUCAGAAAAACCCGAUCCUGGGGUUUAACGAGAACCAGGCGGAUUCCCUUCAAGCUUCAGAACUGAAGCUGGAACCCUGGAUGGCACCACCCAGCAGCCGGGCCAAAGAGAAUGAAGUCAUGCCUGAGCAAUUGGCCGACAAGAUUCCCCAGAAGUCGUGGUGUUCUGCCUCCAGUGUAACGGUCCCUGCCAGCAGGCUCAACUUCCAGCCUUUUGUGGAGGAAGGUGACCAGACCCCUUCUGUGUCUGAGUGUAAGAUUGACCCGGCAGUGAACACUGUCUUCUCUGAUCACCCGCCCCCCUCCAAAGAGGAGUCUGCGUUGGAGGAGGGAGGAGGCGGGGUGAAGGAACAGAGCAUGUAUCUCAAAGAGCUCCUGCUGAAUGGCGCUGUGGAGCUGAGCAUCGAAGAGCUGCGUGCCGAACACUACUUCGCACGCAAGCGGCAAGAAAUCGAAGAGACAAUUCAACAGCAGAACCAAGCCAAAGAGAGGCUGAGGCAACAGAUAGAUGAGAAGCAACGACUGCUUCAGUUGCAGCAAUCCCAGCAACGAUCACAACAGAUCGUCACUGGGACCGAGUCCAUGCAAAUAACAGAGCGUAGGUCUGGAACUGUCCUACCUACCAGCCAACAGAAUGGAAUGGCCUUCCAGAUCUUUGAUGAAGGAUCCCAGUCUGGCUCUGCACAUGGGUCUGGAAACCCUAUUCCCCGUGAAAAGGACAUGUUUCCAGAUGAUGUUUUCCUACCUGCUGGAGACAGAGGUCUUUGCUUUAAGACUCCAUACCCGUUUCCAGGUGGCAGUAUCCCCCGCUCUGCACGAACUCAAUUAUAUAAGAACUUCCCAGAGAGAACAGAGUCCCUGAACGAGGAGGUGGUCAGCGGCCACAAGAACAAGACUCUGUGCUCCAGCCCAGAGGACACGCAGGACUUUGUGAAGGCCGCCAAGAUGGCCUCCUCUCCUUAUCACGCCAUGGGACAGAGGGCGGUCUUGCCCAACGCUGGCAUUCUGACCAAGGAGCCCGGCAUUAACCCUCAACUUGACUCGGACGGAAGGAAGAAGCUCAGCCCCAUCCAAGAAGCCAGUCUGGAGGCUUGGGGCUCCAUGGCUUCAGGCCCCACCUCCGCCUCCUCCAUGUGCACGAACUCUGGAGGAAAGGCCGUCCACCAACUCGGCAGGCUGGAGGAGAGCCACGCCGAACCCCACCUCGACGCCAUAGACCAGAAUUCACCAUGCAUACAACCUGUGAUUGAGGACCCUUGCAGUGUGAGGGUGAGACAACAGUUGCUGGAUCAAGUGGACCUGAGCUCCUUUCCUAACUUCUACUCAGAGGAUGGUCCCCUUCCCAUGGCUGAGGAAGAUGAUGUGCUGAUUCUAGGGAACGACACCUUUGCUACCUAUUCCAAGAUGGACUAUGAGAACUUUUCCAUCUAUGCAGGCCAAGGUGGGGGUGACGUUGCCAUUAAGCUGGAUCGCACUGCGGUGCCGUGGGACUUCUACAUCGGCUCAAAACUGAGGGAGCGACUAGCCCGGGACUCCCAGGCACCCGUCCACGACGCGGGGCGCUGCUUCCUGUUCCAGGAUGGCUGCGUCACGGUCCACAAGGCCCCCCAGCAGAGCACACUGCGCGAGGUGGCUGAGGAGUCCUUUGAGGAAAUCGUGGCCUCCCUGGCCAUGCAGACAGUGGAGCUGGUGAGACUCAUGCACUCCUGCCACCUGAUCCACGGAGCUCUCAGUCCAGACACACUGGUCAUGAAUCGUCCUUAUGAUGAACCAAUGGGUGAGAUUGGUGCUGCCGUUGCGCUGGACUUCUCCUGCUCCGUGGACCUGGAGCUUCAGCCAGAGGUGACAGCAGCACACAGCCUCCCAGCAGCCCAGAACUUCAUCACACAGGGCCUACUAGCCCCCUCUGCCAGCCCCUAUCAGGUGGAUCUCCUGGGCAUUGCAGAGACUGUCCACACUCUGCUGAAGAAGAGAACCAUGCGCCUGGUUAAGGAAUACUCUGUGUGGACACUGGAGGAAUAUCAGGAAGCACAUCCCAGUGACCGGAGCGAUGCGUUUUGGAGCCAGUUCUUCCGGACCGUUCUGAAUCCUGGGGACAGGCCUUCUGUAUCAGUUCUCACAGAGCUACUUGAAGACAUGAAGAAGUCUACAUUUGCUUGCUACGGCGCGUAGUUUUUUUCCUAGCACUGCCUUCCUAGUGAUAUAUCUACUUAGAUUUUAUGUGUCUCCUAGAUGUUGCUGUUAUUUUUUUGCUAGUCCUUUUGUUUUUUCCUAAUUUCAAUGUAAUUGUUUUUCUGUUAAAUGCGAUUGAUUGUUCAUAAUAAAGUAUAGGUCUUAUUCA